AUGGUUGAUUUCAUUUAUCGUUUGCUUAUUAAAGAUUUGAAACUAAAUAAAGAUAGCUCAAUCUGCGGUAAUCAUAAUAAAAUGGGUAUCACCAACAAUAUGGUGGAUGAUAAAACCGAACCGGACGAUGAUUCAGUAACAUCGGUUAGUAUCGCUGCUGUGGAAUCUAUGCAAACUAUUGGAAUGGGAUCGUUUGGUCGAGUAUAUCUGGCACGUGAUAGUAAUACUAAAAAAUAUUACUAUGCGCUUAAAAAAAUGUCAAUCGGUAAAAUAAUCUUAACACGACAAAUAAAUCAUGUCUUUUCCGAAAAGAAAAUUUUGGCUUCACUUAAGCAUCCUUUCAUUGUUAAAAUGUAUAGUUCAAAAUGUGAUGGUCAAAAUUUGUAUAUUUUAUUUGAAUAUCUCCCCGGUGGUGAGCUAUUUUCUUAUUUACGAAAUGUUCAACGAUUUCCUGAAAUAACUGCUCGAUUCUAUGCAUGUGAAGUAUUGUUAGCAUUGGAAUAUUUGCAUUCUAAAAAUAUUGUUUACCGUGAUUUGAAACCUGAAAAUUUGAUGUUAACAAAAAUUGGCCAUUUGAAGUUAACCGAUUUUGGAUUUGCUAAAAUUAUCAAUAACAAGACUAAUACAUUAUGUGGAACACCAGAAUAUCUGGCACCAGAAGUGAUCGAUGGUAAAGGUUAUAAUAAAGCUGUCGAUUGGUGGUCAUUGGGCAUUCUUAUUUAUGAGAUGCUCGUUGGGCUACCACCAUUUCAGGAAGAUACACUUAUAAAUAUUUAUGAAGAAAUUAUGACCGGUCGGAUAGAUUUCCCGAAAAAUAUGGAUUUCUUCACGAAAGAUCUGAUAAAGAAACUUCUUCAAUUAGAUCCAUCCAAACGAUUAGGUAAUUUAGAAGGUGGUGCUAAGGAUAUCAAAAUUCAUAAAUGGUUUAAUGAUAUCAUAUGGGAUGAUGUUAUCAAUAUGAAAAUAACGCCGCCAAUCAUCCCAAAAUUGCAAUGUACUGGUGAUACCAGCAAUUUUGGUGACUAUGAUGAAAGCGAUGAGGAAGAUCAAAUGUAUUUAAAUGAAAACAAUUAUCGAUAUCUUUCAAAUCCUUUAAUGCCAGAUUCUCGAUUCUUGACUGAACAUUCUGCUUUUUGA
Molecule: messenger RNA, 1137 nt
Organism: Cercopithifilaria johnstoni
Lineage: Eukaryota; Metazoa; Nematoda; Chromadorea; Rhabditida; Onchocercidae
Source: the annotation of a GenBank genome assembly